Diachasma alloeum is the source of this 5515-nucleotide messenger RNA. RefSeq lists its product as uncharacterized. Gene Ontology annotation, cellular component: axon; synaptic vesicle membrane; dense core granule. Gene Ontology annotation, biological process: regulation of calcium ion-dependent exocytosis; cellular response to calcium ion; regulation of dopamine secretion. The coding region runs from base 3304 to 4524 and encodes 406 amino acids. The transcript is spliced from 4 exons. Lineage: Eukaryota; Metazoa; Arthropoda; Insecta; Hymenoptera; Braconidae. The record is from RefSeq and is a predicted model, not a curated record. Gene Ontology annotation, molecular function: syntaxin binding; calcium ion binding; phosphatidylserine binding.
AAAAUUCCGCAUUUUUUUAUUCCAAAUGUUCAAUAGAAAGAAUUUGAUUUUUGUAUACAAUUAAUUUCAUUGAGAUGUUCUUUGCAGAAAUCCCUCGACUCAAUUUUUCUAAAUUUUUUAUUGUUUUUUGUUCUUUUUUCUUAAAUAGAAUGCGUUUUAUUAUACCCUCAGAUCCCCUAAGGGCAAUGAGAAAUUUCCCAUCGAUUAAAUUACUGAAACAUUACAGUCGUACUUGUGUAGAGUUGUCUUAACUGGAGUUUUAUCCAGUUCAUUCACUUGUUUUCAUGAGAGAAGAAUAAAAACAAUUUUUUUCUCUUAAUUCAUGUCGACAUAAAAAAAAAGAAAUAAAACUGCGGAUCUUUUCAAUAAAAUCAGAAGAAUUAAUAGAAUUUCCUAAAUGAUUCGUUAUAGGUUUUUUAAUUUAGAAAUUUUUGAGUUAAAUUUUCCAAUUAAAUCUUCCACAAUAAAUAUCCGUCAACAUUUCUUUAAACCCCUCUGCAAAAUAAUCUAAAAACCUGUUUCAUUAAAAAACUAGUGGCCUUACGGCAAAGAAUCCCAAGCUACUAAAAAAUUCUUGACAUUAUUAAUCCCGUCCUGAGCCAAACGUUAUCUCCGAAUUUUUAUUUUCGCCACCUCGUCCCUGAAUUCUUUCCUCGUCUGUUCAUUCACUAUCAGUCUGAGAGAAUUUUUUUUCGAGAUAAUUACACUCGCGCGGUUGUUCAUUGAAGUCAGGGAGUGGAACGCCGCGGUAUUAUUAUUUACACCGGCGUUUUGAGACGCAAUUCUCCCCUCCAAGAGCCCUCACAACAAUUUCAAUUGAUUUUCUACCACAAAAUUCUCAUUAAAAUUCCUGAAAAAUCCUCGGAAUGACUAAAAUUAUCCAAAAAGUAUAUAAAUACAUUUUCGGAGGUAUUUUUUAGCUCUUUACCUUGAAAUAACACCCAAAUCCAGUUGUUCUGCCGCAUCCUCUUCAUCAGCAAGCUCUGCGAAACGCCAAAACACUCGAAAAAUCGAUGAAAAAAAUUAGCACAGACACUUCAAAAACACUCUGACCCCCGGGUUAAUUAAUUAAAUUCAUAAAUUAAUUACUCCGGACUCAAUAAUGAAAAAUUAAUCAUCGAAAUCACCGGGUCAACACUGGGGUCAAUCCCUCUGACCUUGAACCCCCUCCACCCUCGCCCAAACGAUCGAAAUCCCGCGAUUUUUUCACAUUAACCCACGCAAAUUCAUUCUCCAUCGACCCACAACACUUUAUCACACUUCACUCAACUGUUUUUCGACAAUUAAUUAUCGAAAUUGACGCUUUAACACUCAGUCGAAGGCCUCUAACCUUGAAAUCGACCCCUCGCCCCCCAAAACGCUCAGAUUCUAACGGAUUUUUGAUGUUCUCGUGAAAAAACUCAUUGCUCACUGACCCCCAAUAUUUCUCAGCACUUCACUCACCACUUUUCGCGUAAUUUCGUCGUUUAAACGUCCACCCGGCGUCUGUUGUUGUCUGGCGCACGUGAAACCGCCAUUUUCCCCCUCUCUCGACUCCUCUUAUUGCCUACUUCACCCUCUGACCUUGAACCCCCACCCUCCCUCGCUAAAACAAUCGAAAUCCCGCGAUUUUUUCACAUUAACCCACGCAAAUUCAUUCUCCAUCGACCCACAACACUUUAUCACACUUCACUCAACUGUUUUUCGACAAUUAAUUAUUGAAAUUGACGUUUUAACACUGGGUCGAAGGCCUCUAACCUUCCCCCUCGCCCCCCAAAACGCUCAGAUUCCAACGGAUUUUUGAUGUUUUCGUGAAAAAACUCAUUGCUCACUGACCCCCAAUAUUUCUCAGCACUUCACUCACCACUUUUCCCGUAAUUUCGUCGUUUAAACCUCCACCCGGCGUCUGUUGUUGUCUGACGCACGUGAAACCGCCAUUUUCCCCCUCUCUCGACUCCUCUUAUUGCCUACUUCACCCUCUGACCUUGAACCCCCUCCCUCCCUCGCCAAAACGAUCGAAAUCCCGCGAUUUUUUCACAUUAACCCACGCAAAUUCAUUCUCCAUCGACCCACAACACUUUAUCACACUGCACUCAACUGUUUUUCGACAAUUAAUUAUCGAAAUUGACGUUUUAACACUGGGUCGAAGGCCUCUAACCUUGAAAUCGACCCCUCGCCCCCCAAAACGCUCAGAUUCUAACGGAUUUUUGAUGUUCUCGUGAAAAAACUCAUUGCUCACUGACCCCCAAUAUUUCUCACCAUUUCACUCACCACUUUUCCCGUAAUUUCGUCGUUUAAACCUCCACCCGGCGUCUGUUGUUGUCUGACGCACGUGAAACCGCCAUUUUCCCCCUCUCUCGACUCCUCUUAUUGCCUACUUCACCCUCUGACCUUGAACCCCCUCCCUCCCUCGCCAAAACGAUCGAAAUCCCGCGAUUUUUUCACAUUAACCCACGCAAAUUCAUUCUCCAUCGACCCACAACACUUUAUCACACUGCACUCAACUGUUUUUCGACAAUUAAUUAUCGAAAUUGACGUUUUAACACUGAGUCGAAGGCCUCUAACCUUGAAAUCGACCCCUCGCCCCCCAAAACGCUCAGAUUCUAACGGAUUUUUGAUGUUCUCGUGAAAAAACUCAUUGCUCACUGACCCCCAAUAUUUCUCGCCAUUUCACUCACCACUUUUCGCGUAAUUUCGUCGUUUAAACGUCCACCCGGCGUCUGUUGUUGUCUGGCGCACGUGAAACCGCCAUUUUCCCCCUCUCUCGACUCCUCUUAUUGCCUACUUCACCCUCUGACCUUGAACCCCCUCCCUGCCUCGCCAAAACGAUCGAAAUCCCGCGAUUUUUUCACAUUAACCCACGCAAAUUCAUUCUCCAUCGACCCACAACACUUUAUCACACUUCACUCAACUGUUUUUCGACAAUUAAUUAUCGAAAUUGACGUUUUAACACUGAGUCGAAGGCCUCUAACCUUGAAAUCGACCCCUCGCCCCCCAAAACGCUCAGAUUCUAACGGAUUUUUGAUGUUCUCGUGAAAAAACUCAUUGCUCACUGGCCCCCAAUAUUUCUCACCACUUCACUCACCACUUUUCGCGUAAUUUCGUCGUUUAAACCUCCACCCGGCGUCUGUUGUUGUCUGACGCACGUGAAACCGCCAUUUUCCCCCUCUCUCGACUCCUCUUCUUGUCUCUUCCCCCUCCAUUUCUCUUCUCGACCCGCUUCCCACAGGGAAAAUCGCGUCUGAUGUCACGCUUGUUUGUCAGCGGAGAUAAGCAUUGACAUCACGAUAAGAGGAACUCGCAGUUGUAGCGACCUGGGACACGAUGGCUAUUGCCAGGAUCAAGAGUUUCCUUGACAAUGGCUUGAAGAGUGUGGCGGCUCCCAUGGACCGGACGGCCAAUCUCGAGCCGGAGAUCGGAAUUAAAAUUGUACAUUCGCCCGGUGAUAAGGAGCUCAGGGUCACCGUUGUUGGGGCCAGACACUUGCCGCAGAACUUUGGCUUCACCAGGGUCAACAGUUACAUUGUCAGGAUAAAACUCUUCCCUGGAAAAGAUAAAUUCGAGACCACGACGAAGAAUGAAUCAUGGCCCCAGUGGAACGAGGAAUUUGUGUUUCCCCUCCGCAAAGAGACGAAAGUUCGAUUUGGAAAAUCAAAAGUCACCGAGGAACAGAUCGACGGAUCGAAGCUGAUAAUAGCGACUCUCUACGCCAUUCUAGAGGACAAGCCCCUGUUGGCGUCUGAGAAGAAGGAGGCGGACAAGGAGAAUGCGAAGAAGAGUCAGGACAAGGACUUGAGGAAGAAGGAUGGCUCAACUUCGGGGGCAUCCGGUUCCCAGGAGGCCAAGUCCAAUAAAUUGCUGAGCCAAUUCUUCAACAAGAGCCAGGACAAGGAGGAGAAGGCAGCUCCGGAGAGGAGGAGGAUAGACCAGAGGAGGACUGUGGGGGCCACUACGAUUCCUCUGGACCCCAAGAAUUUUGGCACCAAACCAGCCAGGCCUAAACACCCCAAUGAUGUGUCCACUGGAGAACUCUGGAAACCAUUGAGACCUAUUGCCAGCGGAAUCUCGGGAGCUGAAGACAGGAGAGAAAAUAAGAAGGGACAAGUGGAGCUGAUCCUCAUCCAAGAGAAAAGCGACAAGAAGGACGUGAGCGAAGGGAAACUCGUCCUCAGUUUGUCUCGACUGAGGUGCUCCCUCCAGACAAUGCACGAGCAGGAGUCGAUGAAGGGACAAUUGUACAUAAAAAUGUCGGUGGUGGAGGGAGGACGGGUCACUCACUUCUGGAAGAGUGAUCGGUUCAAUCCCACGGUCUCCAUGAAGUUUGCACAGGAUCAGGCCCAAGUCAUUGCUGAUAAUCCUUACGAGGGGGCUCUCAAGGACGUCAGCUUUGUUGUUAAAUUUGUAUCGAAGAAUAAAAUGGGAAAAAAAACAACUAUUGGACAUUUUGUCAUCGGUCCAGACGUGGGUGGACAGUACAGUGAUCAGUGGAAACAGGCGAUGUCGAAGCCUGGACAGGCGAUAACCAAGUGGCAGGCCUUUGAGUGAUUGAACUAAGAAUUCGAUUAAACACUUGAAUUGAGGUGUCGUGAACACUGUUUGUAAAUAGACGUCGUAAAGCAACCGUCCUUGAGGUUCUCUUAUCCGAGAAUAUUCAGUAUUUCUUUGAUAAGCACGAUUAUACAGUCCAGUGAUGAUUCAGUAGUGAAGAAGUCAAAAAUGUCGAGCUAUUUUGGAAAUAUUUACGAAAUCAUCUGGAAAUUUGCGCUCAAUUCAAAAGAGUUUUAGAAAGUAAAAUAAUCCCCAAAUUACGUCACUGAUUAAAAAAAAAUUAAUUUACUGAGACAUUUUUUUGUGAUCAAUAAAAAAAUGAUGCUGUCGAUUUUGAAAAUAUUUCGAGAACUAGUGGGUGUAGGAAAAAAUGUCUGAGAACCUUUUUUGUAGCCCAUUAAAUUUUCUACAAAAAGUGUUUUCUCAUAUUUCUCGAUAAAACCACUAUUUUUGGAAAUAUUUACAAAAUAAGCAAAACUGUUUUGCACUAGUUGUGAAAAAUUCAACGACUUCACUAUCGCUGACAGAACAAAAUUAAUUUUAUUGAGAUAUUUUUCUUUUGAAAUAGUAUUAUUCAGUAAUGUUUUCUACUCAUCAAACUCCAUCCCCUCUUUCUAGUUGAAAAAUCGUCUCACUUCGGUUGUGAAUAAGAAAGAAAUAAUUUAUCUAAUGUAAUAUCUCUUAAGCGUGUGGAAUAACUUCGAGAUUGAUUAAUGCCACUUAAGAUUGACCGUAUUUAAUUACCCACGUGACGAUCCCAUGAAUCAGACAGGGGCAUCACGAGUGGGUGGGUCACUUCUGGAAUUGGAGGCAAAUUCCUCGCUCAAAUCACACCAAGAGGAUGAAAAUUUAAUUAACAUCCAAGUGCCAUUAACAGUAAUUAAUAAAAAUUGAGGUUUCAUUGAGAGAUCCAUCACUCUGUACUAGUAUUACUCGUCAAAUGUAUUUUUAUUCUCAUGUUUUUACAGUAAAAAAUCAUUUGCACGUA